GCACCCCUAGCAGGCAGGAGGGGCAGGCAGCUCAGCUUCACCAGGAGCCUCCUUGGGAAGCAAUAGCCAAAGCAGGAUGAAGCUUUUCCUGGGCAUCCUCUUGUGCUCCCUGGUCCUGGGCGUCAGCAGCCAAAGGUGGUUAACCUUCCUCAGGGAAGCUGGUCAAGGGGCUAGAGACAUGAUGAGAGCUUACUCUGACAUGAGAGAAGCCAAUUACAAAAAUUCAGACAAAUAUUUCCAUGCCCGGGGGAACUAUGAUGCUGCACAAAGGGGCCCUGGGGGUGCCUGGGCUGCUAAAGUGAUCAGCGAUGCCAGAGAGAAUUCUCAGAGAGUCACAGACCUUUUUAAGUUUGGAGACAGUGGCCACGGAGUGGAGGACUCAAAGGCUGACCAGGCUGCCAAUGAAUGGGGCCGGAGUGGCAAAGACCCCAACCAUUUCCGACCUCCUGGCCUGCCUGAGAAGUACUGAGCUGCCCCUUGGCUCUGCCAUUGGGAGAUGGGCUGUGAGACCCCUGCAGGCAGGAACAGUUGCUGAGUUAGAGUUACUGAAUUCUAUAUCCUUCCUACUUAGUACUUUAUAAAGAGCACAUAAAAAAUGUUUAAUAAAUGCUUGUGAAAUUCAA
Messenger RNA from Mirounga angustirostris (Northern elephant seal), 623 nucleotides. RefSeq names its product serum amyloid A-2 protein-like. Gene Ontology annotation, cellular component: extracellular region. Lineage: Eukaryota; Metazoa; Chordata; Mammalia; Carnivora; Phocidae. The transcript has 4 exons. The record is from RefSeq and is a predicted model, not a curated record. The coding region runs from base 77 to 469 and encodes 130 amino acids.